Messenger RNA from Pygocentrus nattereri (red-bellied piranha), 1387 nucleotides. It is a transcript of the gene rsl1d1, whose product is annotated as ribosomal L1 domain containing 1. Bases 81 to 1199 code for a protein of 372 amino acids. NCBI's taxonomy places the organism in Eukaryota, Metazoa, Chordata, Actinopteri, Characiformes, Serrasalmidae. The transcript is spliced from 9 exons. The record is from RefSeq and is a predicted model, not a curated record. Gene Ontology annotation, cellular component: 90S preribosome.
GAAUCCUUCCGUCAGUAAGAACGUGCUGACGCGUUUAUGUAACUCGCGCAUGCGUAGUUCAGUUCUUCUACACGUGCACUAUGGAGACUAAAACAGAAGAGAAGCUCAGUCUUGAUAUUUAUCAGGUGAAGAAGGCUGUACAGGCAUUGCAGGCUUAUUUGAAGAGCACCUCAUCCCAGAAUCAUCUUCUGAAUGAGACACAGCAAAUUUGUCUACUCAUAACGUUAUGGAAGGUCCCCAAACAAGACCAAACUAUCCGCAUUCCUUUGUCUCAUGGGCUCCGUACCGAAUCUGCUGAAGUGUGCCUCUUCACCAGAGAUGAACCUAACAUGACUGCAGACCAGACUGAGAGGUUCUACAAGAAAUUACUGACACAGAGGGGUCUCAAAAACAUCCCUGAGGUGAUUCCCUUUAAAGUUCUGAAGACUGAAUAUAAGCCUUUUGAAGCCAAGAGAAGACUUCUGGGAAAUUUUGACCUCUUCCUAGCGGAUGCACGCAUUUACCGUCGUUUACCCUCACACAUUGGGAAGCAUUUUUAUGAGCGGAAAAAGGCCCCACUUUCUGUGGAUCUGGAGAGCAACCGCCUAGUCAAAGAUCUAGAGCGCCUCGUUCAAGGAACCAGGCUCAAUGUCACAAAGAAAGGCUCCUGCUGUAUGGUGCGUGUGGCACACACAGGAAUGACUGCAGACGAAAUUGUUGAAAACAUUGUUACAGCAGUUGGCACUAUUUCAUCAAAGUUGCAUCUGAAAGGAAAAGGCAUCAAAGUCAUCCACUUGAAAAGUCAGACUUCUGUGGCUCUUCCAAUCUAUACCUCUGACCUUAGUCAUCUCAAUCUGCUGGAAGAGGAGCUGAGGAAAGCCAGAUUAGCAAAGGGUGCACAGAAAAUAAAGAAAAAGAACACCAAGAAAACUAGUUUAAAGAGAAAGAUGGAUAAAACUAGUUUGAAGAAAAAGGCAAGUGAUAACAAAAAUGAAGGGAACACACUUGAAGAGGAAGAUGAGGAAAUCCCGCAGCUUGUGCCUAUCGAGUCUCCAAACAAAAAGACAAAGCUGGAGGCUCUAUCCAAAACAGGACCAAAGAAAACACCCAAGCCGAACACGGCUAACAGAAACCUGAAACCGAGACGAGGGCAGAAAAAAACGAGCAAAAAAGCUCCAAAGGCCCAAGUACAGAAAAAGAAAAAAGUGACUUCUGUUUAAAAUAGCUUGUAUACAUUGUUUUUAUUUUUCCACCACUUUUUGACGUUCUCCAGCUUCGCAGCGUGAUGAUCCAAGGGUUUGUGAAUGCUACUGCAUCUCUGAAGUUGCACCUGCCCUUUGUGCCUGUGUUCUGUUACAGGCUAUUUUGUAGAUGUAAAGGCAAUAAAUCUAUUUACUCAAUUACACUA